Molecule: messenger RNA, 1314 nt
Organism: Nicotiana tabacum (common tobacco)
Lineage: Eukaryota; Viridiplantae; Streptophyta; Magnoliopsida; Solanales; Solanaceae
Product: TMV resistance protein N-like
Biological process (GO): defense response
Molecular function (GO): ADP binding
Source: RefSeq, a predicted model, not a curated record
AUGUGUACAGAGAUUACACCAUCGAAAGCAACAGAUCAUGCGAGUACAAGUAAGGACAUCCCAAAUCUGGAACCAACAAUUGAGAACAAAGAGAAGCCAAUUGCAUGGACAUCCCUCUUUGCAGGUAAUCGUAGUUCAGAAAAUGGUUUAAAAUUAGAUUACAUCCCUCCUGCUAUUGUUGAGGGGAAAGUUGUAGUUCAACUAGAAAAGGAUGAUGUUAAUAAAGAAAUUCAAAAAUGGAAGAGUGCACUGAUUGUGUAUGUAAUUGGAGAGACACUGGGGUAUAAAUAUAUGCAUAGAUUUGUGAAACAGAGUUGGAAUCGAGUGGCUGAACCAGAGACAAGGUCCCGCGAUCGCGAAGUGAAAUUGCAACCUGCCCAGAAAAGACCCUACGCGCUUGACGCGAUCGCGGACAUUCUCAUGCGAUCGCGUAGAAGGAAAUCAAUGAAAGAAAACCAGCAUUCUUCAACUGGAAUGCAAAUUCCAAAAUUGAUCUUUGCUUGUUUCCUUGCGGAUGUCAAAGAGAACAAAUGUGGAAUGCACUCUUUGCAAAAUAUCCUUCUCUCUGAACUGUUAAGAGAAAACGCUAAUUGCGUUAAUAAUGAGGAUGGAAAGCAGUUGAUGGCUCGUAGACUUCGUUUUAAAAAGGUAUUAAUUGUGCUUGACGUCAUAGAUCAUUUGGAUUACCUAGCUGGGGAUCCUGGUUGGUUUGGCAAUGGCAGUAGAAUUAUUGCAACAAUUAGAGACAAACAUGUGACAGGGAAGAAUGAUAUAGUAUAUGAAGUGACUACACUACUUGAACAUGAUGCUAUUCAAUUGUUCAAUCAAUAUGCCUUCAAAGAAGAAGUUCCAGAUGAGUGUUUUGAGAAGCUAACUUUGGAGGUAGUAAGUUAUGCUAAUGGUCUUCCUUUAGCCCUGAAAGUGUGGGGUUCUUUCUUAUAUAAGAGGGAUAUAAUUGAGUGGAAAAGUGUUGUAAAGCAAAUGAAAAAUAACUGUAAUUCAAAAAUUAUUGACAAGCUCAAAAUUAGUUAUGAUGGGUUGGAGCCCAUACAACAAGAAAUAUUUCUAGAUAUAGCAUGCUUCUUACGUGGGAAAAGAAAAGAUUACAUCAUGCAAAUACUUGAGAGCUGUGAUUUUGGAGGUGAUAUCGACUUGGAUGUCCUAAUUGACAAAUCUCUUGUUUUCAUCUCUGUAUAUUAUAGGAUUCAAAUGCAUGACUUAAUACAAGAUAUGGGUAAAUUUAUAGUAAACGUGCAAAAGGAUCCGGAAGAACGUAACAGACUAUGUGGCUCGCCGAAGAUUUCGAAGAAGUAA